AUAUCUCUCAUUGUACAUACCCCUUCUUAACGCAAACAACUAAAAGUAUACUUCUAUUUUUGCAAAGAAUAUUUGGUGUUAUUUUAACGGUAUUUUGCGGAUUUCUUAAGCAAGAAAAUUGUUUAAAUCAAUCGGCCGAGAUGUUAACGGACACAGAUGAUGAUUUCUUCUUUGAAGAAGAUAAAAUUUCAAAACCCGAAAUGGAAGACAAUAAUGCACCUUUAUUACCAAUAGAGGCCUUAUCCUUUGAUAUUACACCAAUUGCCACAUCCAGCAAUAGCAUUACAUCGGCUAAAGAAUCCCAAGAAGCUGCAAUAGAAUCAAACCAACUGAUAAACAUUACAAAUGAUGAAGAGACCAAACCCAUGGAGGAAAAUGGUGAUUCGAUGGCAGAAGCAUCUUGUGACGACAAUUUGACAAUUGUCGAUGAUGAUUUAGUGACGGGCGAUGUAACAACAGUUGUUUAUACUGCCACUUCAUUUGAAUCGGAAAAGUUUGAUGAUUUUACUAAACAAAAAUUCGAAUUAGAAAGAUUGGGCAUGACGGUCAGUACAAAAUCUGUGGUGAUAGUUAAGGAUGACACCAAUCUCAUAGGCAUUAGCAUUGGCGGUGGUGCCCCAUUGUGUCCAUGUUUGUAUAUUGUACAGGUUUUCGAUGGUACACCUGCCGCCAAGGAGGGCUCGCUUGAAAGCGGUGACGAACUGCUGGCCAUAAAUAGUACCAGUGUAAAGGGCAAGACCAAGGUACAAGUGGCCAAAAUGAUUCAAGCUGCCAGCCAACAAGUCACCAUACACUACAAUAAAUUACACGCUGACCCGGAAAGAGGAAAAUCGCUGGACAUUAUAUUAAAAAAAUUAAAACAUCGAAUUGUUGAUAAUAUGUCCAGUAAUACGGCCGACACACUGGGUUUAUCUAGAGCGAUACUUUGUAACGAUUCCCUGGUCAAGAGACUUGAAGAAUUGGAGGGUACUGAAAUGAUGUAUAAAGGCAUGGUGGAUCAUGCCCGUCGCAUGCUCAAAGCUUAUUAUGAUCUAUUACAAAGUUAUCGGGCAUUUGGUGAUUGUUUUAUGCGCAUAAGCACCCGAGAGCCUCAGAUGAGAGCUUCCGAGGCAUUUCGCCUGUUUGGAGAAUUUCAUAGAAAUUUGGAAAAAGAUGGUCUGGCUAUAAUAAAGAAAAUCAAACCAAUAUUGGAUGAUUUGGGGACAUAUCUACAUAAAGCCAUACCGGAUACAAAGCUAACUGUAAAACGUUAUAUGGAUGCCAAAUUUACCUAUUUAUCGUAUUGUCUGAAGGUCAAGGAAAUGGAUGACGAGGAACAUGGCUUUAGUGCCAUUCAAGAGCCACUUUAUCGCGUCGAAACCGGCAACUAUGAAUAUCGUCUCAUAUUAAGAUGUCGUCAAGAUGCCCGCACGAAAUUUGCCAAACUAAGAACUGAUGUCUUGGAAAAAAUGGAGUUACUGGAAUGUAAACAUGCCAAUGAUUUAACAAAACAGCUGCGCAGCCUGUUAGAUUGUCUAAGGCAACUCUGUUCGUCUAUUGUGGAGCGCAUGGAGACAUUACCAAAUCUCUUUCCCAUAGAAGUUGAUUUUAAGGAAACUGAUUUCCAGUAUAAAUCAAAAAUCCUGGAGCCACAAAAACUCGAUGAUGACGAAGAGGAAGAACAACAGCAGGCGGCAAAGAAAUCCUCUAGCACUAGUAAAGUGGGUGAAAUUGUAUGCGGUGUGGAGGCAGUGGAAAACCCCGCAGCCAUAAUAAAUGUUCCAGCCGCCAAGGCAAAUGUCUCAGAAGAUAUCCUCUUCUUAACUGAGAACACAAAUACUGCAGAGACACUGACCACAAAACAAUCAACCACAAACCUAAAUGAAAACGAUCAACUCCUAAAAGAUCUUGGGCUUUUGGGUAUUGAUCUAACAGCUUCUUCUAAUCAUCCUGCUACUGAUCCAUUUUCGUUAGGAAACAGCAUAACACAAACCCCGCUAUCACCUUCCAAUGGAACAUAUGAUUUUGAUUUGUUUCUAAAUCAAAAAUCUUCUUCAGCUGCUGAGAGUACAAAACAAUUGGAAAAGGAUUUAAUGGCUUGUAAUGCUUUAGAAACUGAUUUGUUGUUGCAAUAAGGAAACAUAUUCGGUUCUUGUCAUUACUUCUUAAUUAUCAUCAUCUAUGGUGAUGAUUCGUUACAAAUACUGUGUAAUUCAUUCUUUCCCAUAUUAAUACAAUUUAAAUCACAAAAAGUAGCUAGCAAAAAUACUAUUUUCCGCAAAUAGUUUUCAAAAUUCUGUUUCAUUAUUUUCCAUAUGAUUUUAAAUAGAAAAUUUAAAAUCGUUAUCUUUAAUGAUUUGGAGAUUUGUACAUUAAAGAAAUAUCUUAUAUAUACCUAUAUUGAAUACAUUUAUAAAACCUAUUAUUUAUGUGUUACCAAAAAAAAAAUAAUAAAUACUUGCAUUUUGGAGAAAAAUGGUUUUAUUAAA
This is a messenger RNA of Musca domestica (house fly), 2468 nucleotides long. It is a transcript of the gene PICK1, whose product is annotated as PRKCA-binding protein. Bases 141 to 2114 code for a protein of 657 amino acids. Gene Ontology annotation, cellular component: postsynaptic early endosome; neuron projection; trans-Golgi network membrane. Gene Ontology annotation, molecular function: phospholipid binding; protein domain specific binding; protein kinase C binding. Gene Ontology annotation, biological process: dendritic spine maintenance; regulation of Arp2/3 complex-mediated actin nucleation; positive regulation of receptor internalization. NCBI's taxonomy places the organism in Eukaryota, Metazoa, Arthropoda, Insecta, Diptera, Muscidae. The transcript has 5 exons. The record is from RefSeq and is a predicted model, not a curated record.